Molecule: messenger RNA, 1674 nt
Organism: Emericellopsis atlantica
Lineage: Eukaryota; Fungi; Ascomycota; Sordariomycetes; Hypocreales; Bionectriaceae
Exons: 7
Coding region: 1-1674 (557 amino acids)
Source: RefSeq, a predicted model, not a curated record
AUGGACAAGCAAAAGGUGCCCAGCGUCAUUGCGUACGACAAGUCUGGUCAGCCCGCCGCCUGGGGCUACGAGAUUCGGUACUCGCACACGCCGCUGAAGUGGCUCAAACUACUCCUCGUGGAGGAGGACGAACUUCCACCACACCUAUCCAGCUCGGCCGAAUAUAAGUCAUUGAAGAAGCAGGUUAAGGCGCUGCGCAAGAGUCCCGUAACUAUCAUCGGCGACUAUCUUCGGCUCCUCUGGGCUCACGCCUGGAGCCAGAUCAAGGUGUCUGAAGGGGAGUCGUUUGUGGAGGCCUGCAAACUCAAGAUCGUCGUUACCCUGCCUGCCAUUUGGUCCCCGUGCGCGCAGCAGCGCAUGCGCGAGGCACUCCAGGUGGCAGGAAUUGCUGGCCGCGCCGAUGACCACCACGUGUCCCUUGACUUUGUGUCGGAACCCGAGGCCGCUAUCCUCGCUUCACUAAAGAGCAUGGGAAGCCGUGAGGAUGUUGAGGACGGCGAUCACUUUGUUAUCUGCGAUGCAGGCGGAGGUACAGUUGACUUGAUCACAUACGUGAUUGAAAGUCAGGAUCCCCUUAUCGUCAAGGAGAGUGUCCGAGGCUCUGGACUGGUCUGCGGCUCCGUGCACCUUGACGAAGGCUUCGCGAAGCUCCUAAAGACUGUCGUGGGACGAGAUGUCUAUAAGAAAAUGCAAGGGCCUGGCUUACACGAAUUCAUGAACCUGCACUGGGAGAACGGUCUCAAGGUGCAGUAUUUCGGUCGCGAUACACCACCGUACCCUCUCACGCUGCCCUACUCGGGAUCAGAGAGCGAGGGCUUCCGCUCGCCUGAGAUUCAGAUCCAAGGGUAUGACCUUGAGCCAAUCUACACAAGAAUCUUCGAAAAGGUGGCCCGUCUCGUUCAGGGGCAGAUUAACAAGGUGGUCGAGGAGUACGACGAGACCCCCAAGUUCCUAAUUCUCGUGGGAGGAUUUGGCCAGAGCGAGUACCUUGGCAAAUGCCUGAAGGAUCAAGUUCGCGAUAUCCCUGAAUUCAUCCAGGACGCAGGCGAGCGGCCCUGGACUGCCGUCUGCCGGGGCGCCGUCGUCAAGGGCCUAGCCGAGUGCAGUGACUCGUCGGACCUCGCCAUCAUUGUCAACUCGCGCGUUGCUCGUGUCAACUGGGGCACGGUGACCAACAUCUCCCCCUUUGAGAACGACAUCCACGACCCCCGGGAUAGGGAAUGGUGCCCAGUAGAACAAGAGUGGCAGGCCAAGGAUCAGGUCAAGUGGUUCAUCACGAUUGGACAUCCUAUCGAGGCGGACCGCCCCAUCGUCCAUCCUUGCUGGCAAGCGCUAACCGGGGCGGAUGAGGAUAUCGUCACGGAAAUUGUGUAUUCCUACAAAAUGCUCGAGUUCAAGGACCCAAGGGCGGACGUGACGCGCCGUGAUAGCUCGGUGAAGACCCUAUGCGAGAUACGGUGGAAGAACCUGCUGGAGAAGUACCAGAAGCUGCCCGAGAUGCAGACGACGACGGGCCAAAGCUUCCGCAGGCUGGAGUACGAUGUGCACCUCACCACGCAAGGUGUCUCUCUGGACUUUAUCGUGUACCAUGAACAUGAGGUUAUGGGGCAGGGCAAUGUCUCUUUGAAUUUUGACGGCGUGGGGCUUGCGGUGAAGGAUGAGGAGGGGGCAUAG